AUGAGUGGGGACGGCGUCAACAGAGAAGACGAUGGCCUUUCCCCGCCGCAAGACGCGCAGGCUGUUAUGCAGGCUUCUUCCGCGUCGAAACGACGGCGCCGCCCGCAGCGGGCGAGCAACCCCGCCAGGCUACGGCUCAGCGAGCUGCUGUCGAAUAACUUGGUCUCCGCCGGGAAAUUCGCGACGGGGAGGACCAUCGACCCCCGCAAGCCUGACCCAUCCAUGCCGCAAGCCUGCAUGCCGAGAAUAAAGCACAAGGCGAUGUCCGCCUCCCUGACGCUUCCCCUGGGCGGGCGGCAGGCCGAGAAGCUGAAGGCGGCCCAGGUCAACGCCGGGCAGGAGCGGGACGUCAACGUGGACGGAGUCCCGGAGAAGAGGCUGCCUUGGGCGGUGCGGCCGGAUGUUGAUUUCAAAAUCGUAAACCACAAGGCGUGGUCCACCGGAGUCGUGGCCCCCGUGGUUGCCCAGGUCAAGGAGGCGCUGGGAUUCGGGGAGUGGGAGGUGGAAGCGUCCCUGAGCGAGAUGCUUCUUUGCGAGGAAGACUGCUUCUACAGGUGGGGGUCGCAACAGCACUGA
Molecule: messenger RNA, 576 nt
Organism: Ectocarpus sp. CCAP 1310/34
Lineage: Eukaryota; Phaeophyceae; Ectocarpales; Ectocarpaceae
Source: the annotation of a GenBank genome assembly